ACUCCGGCACUAUAAACGUCACAAAAGAAAUAUAAUGACUCGUGUGUGGAAUAACCAAGUUUAGAAGGAUGAUAAACAGAAUGAGUCACGCUGGGCAGGGAUGAGAGAUAAGAACCUGUGUAUGUGUGUGUGUACGUAUGUGUGAGUGUGUGUAUGUGUGUGUGUGUGUGCGGUAGUGGCCCUCGGUGGCACCCUAUCGUCACAAGUGCCUGGGUUACGCCACGGUUUGGAUGUCGGGAUAAGCAGCACAUGAUCGCCAUGGGUAGUGACCAACACUUUUGCCUGCGGUGGAACAAUUUUCACAGCAACAUCGCCACAUCGUUCGAGCACCUCCGCGACCAUGAGGACUUUGUGGACGUGACACUGGCAUGCGAGGGACGCAGCUUAAAGGCACAUAAGGUGGUGCUGUCUGCGUGUUCCCCUUACUUCAGAAACUUGCUCAAGCAAAACCCAUGCCAGCAUCCAAUAAUAAUCCUGAGAGAUGUGGCGUAUGUGGACAUGUCAGCGUUACUCAGCUUCGUGUAUCAGGGGGAGGUGUAUGUGUCUCAAGACCGACUCACCACCUUCCUCCGCACCGCUGAGUUGCUCCACAUUAAAGGACUGACUGAGCAGAACCAGCAACAACCACACCUUGCGACACACCAGCUGCACAGAGAUCAGGGAGGGUUGGUCAACAAGGUGGUGAGUAGCCUUGGGUCCAUAGCAGUCCAAGGCCCCUCAUCACCCCGCCUGCGGUCCACCCCCUCGCCCCCCAUCCAUGUCUUGCAGCAGCCGUCCCACAUUUCACCGCCACCCAAAAAGCGCCGACCAGCCAGCAGUCCAACUCUCAGCUUGCCAGUUUCCACCGCAACUCCUUCUACCCCGCCACGCCCCGAGGUGCCCCCGGCCCGCCUAGAGCUGAGCCCCCACUUGGAGGGCUCCACUCUGGCCGCAGCUCUCACCAAGCCCCUCAACCCCGCUGCCCAGCGAGGGGACGUUGCGCCGCGCAGCUCGCAACUCCCCCCCUCCGCUCAGCUUCCCCCGCCCCCCUUGUUAGCCGCGCCCCACCCCGCCCCCGAUGUGCCAAACGUCAAGCAGGAGGAGGAAGGGGAGGGGGCCAUGGGAGAGGAAGACAACCACAUGCCCGAGGCCGUCAACCUAGUGACGGAAGGCUCCAUCCUGAGGCAGCGGAUUCAGGGCUACCAAGGGAGCUGUGAGGCACCCCUAUCUCUCCCCCCGCCGCCCCCCACCAGCAGUGGCAGUGCUCGCCCCUCCCUGCACCCGCCCCCCGUCAAGGACGACACUCUCAGCGACGACACCAGUGUGGUGGGGGAGGCCGGGGGGGAGAUGGGAGAGGCGGACGAGAAGAAGGAGGCUCUAGCCAGUCCACCACCCAUGGUGAUCAGACCACCACUCAUGGGGCUUCUUCCCAGGGAUGCUGCAGGGUUAUACGCGGGUCCAGGAACAUCAGGGUCUAUAGGUCAGCAACAUGAAUCUUCUCAAGAACCACGUAAUGGCGGGCUGGGGGAAGCCUACGCAGGACUGGAGGACAACCCGUAUGAGGCGCGUCCAUGCCCGGUGUGCCACAAACUGAUCAGCAACCGUGCCAACCUCAAGAAGCACCUCAAGAUCAGACACUCAGUUCAGGAAGAGGCUCUGUGUCUCUACUGUCGCAAGGUCUUCCGCAACAAGUACUCCCUAUGGACGCACAUCAACUCCUACCAUCCUGGAGUUAAGAAUGCCAAUGUCCAGGACACCGCCGCAGCCCCGGAUGCAGGUGGUUCUGUGUCCGGGGGCGGCGGCGCGGCUGGUCACUCCUCUGGCCUGUACAAGGGGCAGUAACAGUCGUAUGUAACAAAGGAGAUAAGGGUGCUCUGUCCACACGCUGUGAUCAUAAUGUAUUCCUUCCUCUCACUGAUUCUUCUAAGCUUCAACACACACACUAUUAAUGAUGGUUAGGCUUUCUUCUUCCUCCUCUGCCACUCCUAAUGUAUUCCUUCCUCUUACUGAUUCUUCCUUCUUCUGAGCUUCAACAUAUAGGACACUUGGCAAAUAUUAAUGAUAGUAAGACUUUCUACUUAUGCCACUCCUAAAACACACACAUUAAUUAUAUUCUCUGAUAAUGUCGGUAACGCUUUCUUCUUCCUCCCUUUGCCUCCUCGUCAAUUCGUUCAUUCACUAAGAGAGAGAAAAAAUUGAAUAUAACCUCGAUACAUUCAUCCUGACACACUCACCAUCACAUUUGCACAUUAAUCUUAUCUUCUGGAGGGAACAAAAUCUAUAAUACUGUCUACACACUUACCUUCAUGCAUUCUACCUCUUGCCACACUCCUGCAGGCAUGUCCUUCACUCCUAAACAUAAUGUCCUACUUGCCUCAUCUACACACCCUCUGUCUCUCCUACUUUCACAAAAUCUAUAGUACUGUCCACACACAUGCAUUGUACUUCUUGCCACACCCCUACAGGCACAUCCUUCACUCCUUAACACUUUUUCACACAUGUCUCACCACCUACACGCCUUAAAUUCCCUCCUACUGCCACUCCUUAUGAUUCCAGGUGGUUCAGAUCCUGUAGAAAUGUUCUGCACACUUUUGCGAUCCUUGGGAGUCCUUGAGGUGGACAACCGCGAUGUUCUCUGCAGGUGUAGGGUCCUACUUGAUGAAAGUAUACUGUACGGGUCCUAAGUUCUUAGCCCUACACCCCGAGGCCUGAGUUCUGUGCCCACACUACACAGUUCAUUGUUAUGCUGUUCAUGCAGGUAUGUUCAUCAGGUUAUCCAAUCAACACUCUACCUCAGUUUUAUAUCAGUAGUAGCUUGUAAACACAGCCACUCUAACUAAUCGAAAAUUAAGCCAAUUAUAUGGAGAUCUGAUAUAGUCCAAGCCAUACGUAUUUGUACUCCGUAUGGGAUAAGCCUUUUUUUCUCAGUUUUGUCGCAGCAUCCGAUUGGCUUGAGUCUCCUCCAUAUGGAAAUCAUCGUACAUAGUGAACCAACAUCAGGUUAUGUUUACAAGUGUGAGCUCCGCAGCGCUUGAGACAAUAUUACAUGGUCAUAGUGAGUACUCAUGAGAAGGUGAUAUACAUGAUCCUUGGUCCUGCACCCAGACAUGCCCUCCAACCCCUCCCACCCCCCACCACCUCACCUCACGCCCCAACCCUCACCCCAUCCCCGCCGGCCGCGUCUGGUGGUCGUUCGUGCUGUGAUGAUGCAGAUAUCUUGUCCUCAUAUUGCAGGGAGAUAAACGCUAAAGAUGUGUUUCUGGCGGUUCUGACGGUCUUUUUAUUAUUUUUCUCCGAAGAAUAUGUGAUUCAGAUCGUCCAGAGACUUUCUGAGAGGCGCUGCCGAGGCCUCGACGUCGUGAGUGCCAGCCAGCGGACGACCUCGAGCUUCAUCCGGGUCCUCCGCUGGCCAGUCUCCCCUCGGGUCUCGGCGCGCGCCCCGACAACCUCAUCUAAUGGCUUUCAGGAAUGUUUUGUAACUCUAAUACCAUUAAGAAAGAAGCAAGUACACUGACAGCACUUUCGUUGGUACUGUUUGUAUCAUACUAGUAAUACUAUUAAUAACGCUGGUAAUAACUACAAUAAAGCUAAUAAUAAUAAUCGUAAUAAUAAUAAAUAAUAAUAAUGUAAUAAUAAUACUUGGAGGAUCUUAGAAUGCUCAAACUACUGUACAAACUUCUUACCUCAUCACCAUCUGUCACUGGUUCGGUUCUGUAGUUCAAAUCACACUUAGUUUCCGCCGCCUAUCAGUUCAAGACACACGCUAGUCCGAGUCCAAAUUAUCGAUGCAACUCAAGAGUGACGCUUCUGCCGCCUAGCAACCAGUCACCACUUGACCUUGAGGUAGCCCGGAGCGUUGAGAGGCUGCCAGGCGUCACUCAGUCAGGGAGUAAAGUACAUGUUAGGAGGGCUCUGUCCGGGACCGCUGCUGCUGCCUCGUCCCUCCACUCUGUUGUGCCCUUGACCAAGCCAUGUAGGGCGACCUUCUGGUUAUCUUAGUUGAGGAAAGUGUUGGUUUUAUAGCAUAAAGGAAUGUGAUUCUCCCUUUGUUAUACCAGUCAUUAAGGAAGCCAUGUUAUGUUAUCUUACUUAAAGUAAAAAUUGAGUUAGGGAGUAAAGGAGCACCAUCUUCCUUUGUUUAGCCAUUCAUUUAGGAAGUCAUGUCAGGCUAUUUAAGCUGAAGGAAUAAUGGGUUCAGGGAAUCAAGGAGUGCCACCUUCCUUUGUUUUACCGUUCAUUAUGAAGCCCUGCCAGGUUAUCUUAGACGUGGAACUCCAUGUGUGAUAAGUUUGUUGACCUUCCCUGAGUGGGCACCAGUGUGGGCAGGCUGUGUCCUGCCCGGCUGUGCUGCCAUGGCACGGCGGCGGCCGCCUGGCCUCAGCGGCUGGGGCGGCGGCGGCGGCGCAGCGUGAGUCCCUCCAGGCGGCAGCGGUCCCCGGCACACGCCCGGCCGACACUCUUGGGAUAAGCCAUGCAGAAGAGCCAAUAAUAUAUUUUUACUAUUUUUACUGAAGAAAGAGUCGUUUCCUUACUUUUGUCACAUGCCGUUGCUGUGUAUAAGGGAAAACAUUGACUUAGAUAGAAUCACUAGUUUGCAGGUUUCUUUUUCAUUAGAAAUUUCCCUUUCUAAUGGAAAGGCAUCACAAACACAAGUAUUUUUUGUGAUCUUCGUACUCCUCAUCACAACCUUAGUAAAAACAGUUUAAUUUAAUUAAAUUCAUUAUUCAGGUUUGCAUUUCAACCUCAGGAAUCAGGGCAGGGACCUGUGGUGAUGCAACGGCACGGCGGCCUCGUGACGCUGGCCAUGGCGACCCCAGUGCACACAGCGGCCUUGCUGGGUGCAGCGGCAGCCACCACGCUGCCACACUCCCAGGCCAUGCAUGUCCCCACCUGGGCAGCCGAGGUUGCUGGUGCCCCAGGCACUUGCUUGGGGCGCUGGGCCUGGGUUGCUCGGCGGGGCGGUGGUGCACGGGGCGUGCGGGGCGCCAGCUGGUGUGUUGCAGGGCCGCCCCCCACCCGUUGUUUUCCUUGUUUCAUAAAUUUAGGUGGACUCCUGGCGACGCCACAGACCUGCCGGAGCCUCAGCACCGCGCCUGAAGCUUGCCGAGCCUCUGCGGCAUUACCUCAAGCCUAUAUUUUGAGACUGGAUGUUUUUACCUCUUCUGCCUCCCAUGCAGGGCUGUGCUCGGCUGUGGGAGGCAGACGCUCAGUGGCGGCCUGCUCCAAGGCGGCGGCAGUGGUGGCGGUGGUCUGUGGGGCCGGCGGGGGCUCUCGUGUCAUCAUCCAUUUAGUACAAACAGUGUCAUUAUCAGGAAUAAAGUCAGGAGUUUCUGUGCAUCUUUUCCGCUAGUAAGCAAGAAAGACUUGGCCUCCAUCAAUGCUGUAUGUCAGUGUAAUUGCUGGUUCUUUGUAGAAAUAUGUCUGUAUAUAUUUACAGUGCAUCCCAAAGUAUAUUGUAAUUAUUUGAUGCUAUAGUAGAACUUUUUAUUUAUCUAAUUUUGUAUCACAGUUGUUUUACUCAUUUUACGAAAGCCAUGCAGGUUACAGUCCAUAGUUAACUAAGCGGCGGCCAGGGAAGCGGUCACCCAGUACUGCGAGGCCACGCAUGGCUGUUCAGGGUGGGCACAACCUCAAUACCUCAGAACAUUGUUUGGGAAUAUAUUCGACGACUCAAUUUUUAUCAUAGUUUGGAUACAUUCAGUGCAUAACAGAUCUAGCAAAUACCAACAACCAGGUGUUGUUUUCCCAGACAAUUUGUUUUAUGCAGUUAACUUGAAUAAUUUUCAGAGUCAGCACGAUGCAGUACCAACACUGAACGUAGUUUUGACAAUGCUUUCCUGGCCCCCGCCUUCACACAUACCGGUAUCUUCUCUACCUCAGGAAUCAGACGUUAUAAUCACGAUGGGGGAGUGCGGGGGCACCGGGGCGGACGGAUGUGCCGGGCUGCCCCUCAGGGUGGUGUGUAUCGCGGGGUGCAGGGCGGCCGUGGGUGGUCAGCCUGCCGCGCCCCGAAGCCGGUAGAUCAAAGUUAUUCCUAAGUUGUAGGAGUGGUUACUCGUGGACAUGGGUGAGGCCGGUGUCCACUCAGGUCAAAGCAAUGCAAUAAUGAUACCUCCUCGAUACCUCUGAUUUGUGCGCCGCGCUGCGGUGCCGCAUGUAGCCUCUCAGCCCAUGGGAGGAGAAAACACUGUAGACGGAACUCACUAAGGUAAAUUUUCCUUGCCUUCACAACUGUGGCUCUGCCCCGGCGGUCCGGGCGACCCCGCGCUCCCCCACCCAGUAUACUGUAUCAGCCGGAUGGCCGGGGCGACCCGCCAGUCCGGGCCCGCGAGGGACGGUCAGGGCGGGCGCUCCGGAUAUGUAUUUUAUCAUAUGCCGCUGUGAGACAGUUUAUUAGAUACUACAGGGAAUAUUUUUACAUUUACAUACAUUUUAACAGUAAGUUCAAUGUCCAUUUUCAUUAGGAAGGAAUAUCAUGACGUGUUUCACUGUAGUUGACGUGAUGCAUCUUAGUUCAUCCACGUUCGUACCAAUCAGCUGUUCUUUGUCAUGUGGAGUGGCUUGGUCCACAGUUUUCAGGUAACAUGUGAGCUGCGUGCUGGCGUGUCUUGCAGUCAGUCGAACCCUUCACAAAGCUCCUCGAUCCUCCCCCUCUGUCAGACGGUUCAUGGAUAAAAGCACUUAUUUUUGGCCCUCUCUUCCACCACCUCCUUUGUCCCCUAUCACCCCACAAGGCAUAAUUCAGGCAGGUUUGUUUCCGCCGUUGUUUAUUCUGAUUUGAUGAUUAUUACUAUUAUUAUCAUUAUUAUCUCAGUGUAAAUAACGUUUAGUGGGGUGAUGUAAAAUAUAGAUGUGUGAUAUGGUUCUCAUGGUGUGCUGACAAAACAAACUAACAAACAAACACUCAUUGGAAAACUCAACCAAAAAACUGUGCUGUGGUGUAAGGUGUUUGCGAUGGUGACUCAGCUCUGGCUCCAAAUGAUUCCCUUAAUUCCCUACUAGUUAUUGAAGGCCUCACUAGUGUCUUUGUGUGUCACUAAAUAGACCAGAGGAACAUAGGAAUGCCUAAGAGAAUGAUAACAUAGUCUCAGCACAUAUGUAUUAAAAUUCACGUGGCCCUUAAACUUUUCUUCUGUACAAACAACAUCUCAGUUUUUGUAUUACAUUGCAAGAACCAGAAUUCCAGAUUGGUCAAAAGGGAAAAAAUUGAUCAUCCUUUAGUUUCUGUUUAUGUAAUGGUUUAUAAAUAUUGCUCAAAACUUAAGAUGCAUUGCAGUAAUAAUUUGAGUAUGACAUCAAAUACUUAUUGUCAUCAAAGGUGACAAAUUUAAUGUUCUGUUUAAACCUGCAAGUAAAAACAGUCACCAUAUUUCAGGUCUUCAGAUAUUCUAAGCACCAUUUUAUUGCAAGUUAUUUACAGGAAGAGAAAAUUCAAUGUUCUGUUUAAAUCUCCAAGUAAGAAAAGUCAUCAUACUUCAGGCCUUACAACAUUGUAAUCACCUUCAUAGUGCAAUUUAUUUAUAAGAAGAAAACUGUCAGUAUCUGAAGUGCACUGAAGGGACAAAUAGAUAUGCUCAAUGCUCUCUGACUGCAAGGUAUUUAAGGGAAGAUCAAAGGAGAGUCGCAGGCUGUAGUGCAUUGAACUGAGUAACAUCUGACCUAACAGACACCUCUAGCAUUUUUUUCUAACGCAAGGCGUCCACCUAACACCUGGACCUAAGAUGUGGCCCCAAGGCACAGUCCGUAUCAGCCAGUCAUUCGCUCGUCCUUUUGGCCUGCUCAGCACACCAUGGACUCAAUCUCUAUACAUAUUAAGCAUGAUAGUGUGACAUGAUCUAAUGAUUGUAUAUACCCUCACUCUUAAUGUUCAUGCCUCAGUCUGUCUGAAUGGAAGGACGACCUUUUCCGCCAUUGCUCAAGGAAAACGCCGUGAAUAUUCAACCAUUACUGUGUUUAAUGUCUUGUUGUCUGUUAGAUGAUGUUUUAUAUUGAUAUAUUUUAAUUAUGAGUUUCCUAGGAUGACUCAUCUUAUUCUUUGUUAGAGUCUUUAUGUAGCUUCUUGGUUUAGUCUUAAGGUAAAGUAUAUAUAUUUUUUUCCUCCUCCUACUGACUGCAAAGCAACUCUCCGUGGGAUAAAUUCAAACAUCGAAUCUUUUCAUCAUUUGUUUCAGCAAGAGUCGAGAAGACCAUUAAGGGCGUUUGGCAAAGUUUCAUUGCGUUGAUAGUUUGCUCACCUCUGCGGAUAAUACAAAUAACGUGUGUGUGUUAGUUAGUUAGUCCUGAGGCGCACACUGCCGCCGCGAUGCAAAGCCUGUGCCAGCACCGGCGGCCACGCGUGUGCCGCCUCAGAGGAGGAAGGCGAGGCCCAGGCUGCUGUGCUGCAGCAGGAGUGUCACAAGUGUGGCGGGGGGGCGGCCUUCCCUGGAACGGGAGAGAGUCUUCUCUGUGCCUGUGGCGGGAACUGGUGAGCAGAGUUGCAGGCGUUGCUUGGUAGCUUCCAGAAUAUUAUAUUUGCUUGAAAAUUCCAGGGAUUUAGUCUGUAAAAAAAGGGAGCUGGUCUUAUUAUUUAAAGAUAACUUUAUAUUAUACUUCUUCUAAAGUUCCUUAUUAUAUAUAUAUACUAUAUAUGUUUAGUGGAGUUGAAGAAAUUACUUUAUGGUCGCAAUGCAAGAGUCUCAAGUGUAUUAUGCUAUUGUUUGCAAGCUUUAUCUUGUGUGUUAGGGGAAGAGAGCUGAGGGUCAGUCAUCGCCCCGAGGGGCAUCGCCAAGUUGUGUCGAGCGUCAGCGACGUGCGGCGACGCUGACGCAAACCAUUGUCCCUUACUAGGUGUUGUGACGGAACACAGCGCGGGAGGAACCGGGAAGCUCAAGAGUUGUUUUAAUGAUUUGUUUUAUGUGAUAUUUCAAUGUGAUGGACUCGAGUGUUGCGGCUUAGCCGCGGUCCGUAAGGAGGGUUUCCUGCGCUGUCGUUGUUGUGGAGAAAAUGUUCAGCGCCACGCGGCGGACGAGUGUUGAGCCAGACAAAUUGCUUCCUGAGGCGUGGCGGAGCAGGAUGUGAGCUGUCUGUACCUCAGUGGCCGGGGGCAGCCCCUCACGCCUUGACGGCAGCUUGAUAACAUUGUGUCCAGAUUAUGGUUCACGCUUUAGUCCUGGAGCUGUGUCCUGAGCUGCUGUGAGGGUGUGGGAAGCUGCACCACCUCCGACGCCACUCCUAACCUCACUUCCUCUUUUAGUUGACUGGUUUGACCAUUGGGAGAGAGACGUGUCAUUCUCCACGUCUCUGAGGAAGGCGUAAGAUAUUCUGUGAUAUCUGCAGGAACUGAAGGGGGAGACCAUGCACCGAGAAACAGCUUGUAGAUAAACUAUUACUCGGAGAAGGCUGUCUAAUCCUAGUUGUUGUCACUUGCGUGUACUACUAAAACCACAGCCGUGAGGGAGGCAUCUCAUGCUAUCCCAUGGUUGUCUAAUACCCGGGUUACAGAGCGAGUAAGUGCACUAAGGGCGUGUUGGGUGCUGUUCUGUCCCAGGCUCAAGAUUUCUCGCAACGGCACAUGGGUGUAACAGUGUGCAAGGCUGUCAGACACCUCUUGCUACUGAUGCUGUUUCACCUCCAGCAUUCUAAGCAUCCUAAAGCAGCACACAGAUGACAGAGUGGGAGGCUGUCAGACACCUCCCAGGGCUGCUUCUGUUGCUGUUACAUCUGCAAACAGCACAUAGGAGGAAGUUGAGGAAAGUUACGGGUUGUCAAACAUCUCUGAGUGCUGUUUGAUGUUGUUAUACCUCUCAGAGCAGAGUGGGAAGCUGUUAUACACCUCCCAUUGCUGUCUCUGGUGCUGUCUGGCAUGGUGUCUCGUGCCUGGGGAAGGAACACCCACUCAACACUUUUCUAGGGAAGCUACACUAUGUACACUACACCCCUGACCACUACCUCGAUUCCCUUAAAGCUAAGCAGUUGUUACGGACGGACUCUUCCAGAUUUGAUUUACCGCAAGGGCUUGGGACGGAAGCCAGACAGUUCCUUGUUUUGUAUUGAGCUCGCCGCCGCCGCCGCCGCCGCCGCUACUCUGGUUCUGCUAAUUUGUACUGUAAUUAUCGUGCUGGGGAGUUGACUUAUGGUGCUUGUGACACAGAACGCUGGUUAAUGCAUGUCUCGUGAGAACCUACCCAAAACUUCUGCCUCACCACGCCUGACACGCCGCACUGACUCUGUUCAUAUCAAGUGUCUCGACAAACCUUACAAUGUAUCGUCCUCGAGUCCUCAAGACAAACUCAACAAGAUUCAUAUAUUUUUGUGCUUCUCAAAUUGUAUCUUUUUUCUGUGUGCUUCUUGUAUUUAGUGAUCGGUGGAGAGCGGAUGCCCGGGGCCGCGAGUGUUCCGGCCCCGCGGCGGGCGUGAGGCCGCGCAGGGAAGCUGUAUUAACCAGGUUCAUGUGUUGGAAUAUGGCAAUGCUGUGAGUCCUAAUUGUGAUUUAGAAUAGUAUUAAUGGAAUUUCCCGGAGAGGCUCCUGGAGCCACCUCACGAGGCAGUAUUGGACGCUAUGAGCUAAGUGUUCUGGGGACGCGCGAAGGAAGACGAGCCUGGCACCGCCACUUGCCAAUUGUACGCCGGUACGAGACUUUUCUCCACAACGGGAUAUCAUUUGUAAACAAGGACGGCCCAGCUGCCACACACCCUCGGCAAGCAACUAAAGGAGUCACUUCAUCGUGGCCGAGACCCGCCCAGCUCCGCGCCUUGGCCUGGGCCAGCGGCGGGUCGGUGCCCGAGGCGUUGGCAGCGGCGGCCACCUUGUCAAUAAUCAGACACUGCCGCUUAAUAGGUUUUUAGCUUCAGAAGCUUUGUAUGCUGUGAUGGUAAUAAGUAGGACUUCAGAAUGCUGAAAGCAUGUCACGCAGGAUCUCCGGAGUGCUGGGUGCCGGGUGCCAAGCACCUGGCCCGGAACGGGGGGCGGCAUUGCGCGACGCACACACGCACCAUUACUCACGCACCAAAAGAGGCCAAGAAAUUAUGUGAGAAAUAUUUCGGUACCAAGCAUCAUGGAACCAAUCUGCAUCAGCCAUUUACUGUUUUGUUUUCAUAACUGCUACCUCAGUCAUCAGUCCAUAACAACUCAAAGAUCAUCAGUCGUCCAAAAUUUUCUCUGAUUCUUGGGACAGACUGAUGCUCUCAAGUCAGAUUGGUCAUCAUCAGUCCAGGCAGCCCAUAGCCAGGUGCAGGUCCGUGAGUGGUGCCGCAUCAGUGUUGUGUGUGGCUGAGUAUUGGUGGCGGUGGUGGUGGGUGCGCCAUCCUGCCCCCCUCCUGUGUGUUGGUGUUGGUGCUGGUGGUGUGGAGCAUAUUGAUAGCUUUUAGUGGUCAGUGGCCUCAGCAUCGUUACUUAAAGGUUCAGCUCUGAGCAGAAGCUUUUCUUAAUGAUACUGAGAGAGAGAGAGCAAGAGUAUGGUUAUAAUUUGUUGUGAUGUGAGUGUGUGUGUGUGUAAGAGAGAAAGAGUGACUGGGAGAGAGAGAAAGAGAAUUUGAAAAGGUUGAAAACAUUGAAAUGGUUCAUUGUGUGUUGUAGGAAGUCAAGUGUUUAAACCCAUCUUCAGGAACUGUUUUGGUUUGGAACGUCAACUUUGUGAAAACCGAAUUAACUCACUCACUGUUUCUGGUUCUUCUAGCCAAACGUUUCGUGUCUCAGCCAAGUCACUUUUGUUUCCCGAACUGCCGUAGUCGCAGACGCUAGUGACGUAGUCGUGUGAGUGCCCAACGAGGAGAAAGAAAAGGUUUAAUUGGUGAAAGAACACAUGAUAAGGUAGAUCAUUAGUUCUUUAAUGUUAAACACAGUGUGUGUGGGAUGACUAACUUGUUCAGACCUUGAUUCACUGAAAAAUUCAUGCCAUAGAUUAUUUUUCAUGUUAGGGACUAUCUACCUCUGCGUGUCUUAAUCAGGUGACUAAAGUAUGCCAAGAUGUCGUACCGUUAACAGUUUGUGCCGUCGGAUUGGUCUGAAUAAGCUAGUAGGUAGUGGGUUGUGUGGAGCAGGCGUGUGUGGGUGCGAGGCGGCGUGGGGCAGCCGCCAGCCACUGGGGCAUCACUGCCAGACCUUGCACGGCUUAUCUCUCUCACCACUGAGAGACUCUUGGAGGUGUGAGGGACAGCUCUGGUGAGUGCCGGGCAGCGCAAGGCAAAGGUGCACAGUCUGGAGCAGCACCACAAAGGUCUGGUCUGGAAUGGCUGAGGCCAGUCACCUCUGCAGGGCUGAGGGCUGCCCCGUCUGCCUCGCUCGCCCACUUAGAACUGUAGAUUCAGAGUCAGCUGUAAGUUUGGCUCUAUGUGUUAAACACAUUGAUUUUCUGUGAUUUGUUUAGGUUAUGGAAUAUACUUAUUGGCAGAGCCAAAAAAAUUAUUUCUUUUUAGUUUUAUUAGAUGGUUGAGAAGGAAUUACUAAUUGAUGCAGGAUGAUUACUCUGUAUUACCCUGAUAAGUUUGCCAAUUAGGUGAAAAGAUCUUGGUCUGUAUGUAUAUACUUUUGCCACUUUAUUAGACACAGAAAGCUACAUAUUUGUGGUAUGUGUUUGAAGUAUAAUUAAUGUAUUCAAUAUAUAUACAUAUAUAUAACCUUUACCUUGGUUUCCACACGAGGGAAUGUGUUGCUGCCCAACCAGCAGAGUGUGGCCCGCCCCACAGCCAGUCGCAGUGGUCACGGUCCACUGGUGUUUGUUGGUUCAUGCUCCUGCACACGAGUGGCUGCUUCACUGUCUCAAGAUUCAUUCCCUUGUGUUGCUUAUGGUCAAUUAUCCUCAGGUGAAAAAAGCCUCGUCAAGUCUGUUUACAUAACAAAAAUUACCACACUCAAUUUGACGAUAAUGUCAUACCUUGAAAACACUCAGCCUUCAGCACUUGUCAAGAAUGCAAACUUCCCAACACCACCAAAGUCAACAUUGCCUGUGAGGGAUUUCUUUGGGUCCGGACACCAUUAUUCAGAGGCUGAACAAAUCUUUAGCAUGCACCAUACCCUCACACCAUCCGUCUAACUGAUAACAUUACGUAGACUGGACAAGCCUAUGAAAACAGAUUAUAAAACACACCCUGACCUAAAUUGUCCUCAGUACAGUAUCCAGCCAGGCACUGAGGUCCUGGCGAGAGUGUGUGAAGGAUGUUGUGACAAUCAGCUUUUCAUUGAGACGUGAACAAGCGCCAGGACGUAACCAUUCUAUCACGGGCAAUUCAUACCAUAUCCACUUCAUAAAUCAGGGCAUCUCAUAGACCCUAUAGAACACAUUGAAAAGUAUGUGGACAGUAUAUAUUUUUGGGGCCACUGAACGUUUGAAGAGGCUUGUUAGUGUAUGUGUGCAAAAUUUACUGGAGGGCCGCAGGAAUUAUGAAAAACAGUAAAGGAUAUAAAGAUUUUUUGAAAGCAGUUUAGACAAUGAAUUUUUUGGAUGGUAAAUGGUUAUAGGGAUUUUGAAUAGGAUUUAUAAGCUGCAGGAAUUUGGGGGACAGGAAUUUUGAAAGUUGUAGGAAUUUUAAAAAGUAGGAAUGGUAAGAAAUUUUUGAAGACCAGGAAUUGUAAGCUGUAUGAAUUUUAAAGAUAAGAAUGGCUUGAGGAAUCGUGAAAAAACAGGAAUUAAUGACUAGAAAUUGUGGGAAACUGGAAUUAAUGGCUUCAGGAAUUUUGAAGAGAAGAAACAGCUGCAGGAAUUUUCAGGGGAAGCGUGAAACAAACUCAAUGAAAUAACACAAACUCUUACAAAAAAUAUUUGGAAGAAAGGUUAAAGUGCAGAUUUGUUAAAAAAAAAAAAGAUAUAAGUAAAAGAAAAACAAAAAAGAAAACUUGGAGGAGAAACGAAAAAGCAUGAAAUCCUGUAAACUCCUCAUUUUCAGUUCAAAUCAACAUCUUUAUUGUCAAACAUUAGAUAAAACAAUAGUAGCGCUAACAAUAGGCCAUAUUUUUCUUCUACACGCACAGACAAUAUAAACCAUCUCCAUCAGACUCUACAUACACGACAGUCUGCCUGAAACACCAAGUAAUUCUUCACCUCAAGAUCCAAAACUACAGGCAGGGAAUUCAACGUAACUUCCAACCCUACAAAGAAUAACAUCUAAUCCUAUUAACUAGCUACCACUGCAUUGCACAAAAAGAAAUCUCGUCUUCUUCAUUUUCACUUCGAACAUUAGACUUAAACACAAACACACACUCGCUGCCAGUCUGUACGCGAUGUUUUCUUUUCAUAAUUCAUCUGAGGCAUUACGAAUUAGACUGCUCGAAGGUUUUACAAUGUCGAUGCAAUAACUGGUGAAGCGAGAGGAGAAGGCGACGGGUUACGACUUAUGCUCAGGGUGUUAGAAUGGCCUGUGAUGUUAAGGAAGGGGUGCUGAAAUGUGAGUGAUGGGAAGGAAGGGGUAGGGGUGUUGAAAGACCUGUGAUAGGAAGGGAAUGGAGGGGAGAAAGACCUGUGAUGGGAAGGAAGGGGAAGGUUUAGGUAGGGCAAGGGGUGUUGAAAUACUUGUGAUAGGAAGGGAAAGGGUAUUGAAAAGCAUGUGAUGGGAGAGGAAGGGAAGGUUAGAUAGGGGAAUGGAAAUGGGAAUGAUGGGGAAGGGUUUUGAAAGGCCUGUGAUGGGAAGGGAAGGGAAGGUUUGAUAGGGGAAGGGGUGUGGAAAGGCCUGUGAUGGGAAGGGAUGGGGUGUAGAAAUGUAUGUGAUAGGAAGGGAAGGUGUGUCAAGCCUGUGAUGAGAAGGAUAGAAAAAGUUAAGUAGGGGAAGGGAAUUAACCCGGUAGCAGCGACGGGCCAAAUUUGUGGCUUUACCGUGUACCAGCGACGGGCCAAAUUUUUUGCCAUGAUAUAAACCCCCAAAAUAAAUGAUGCAUAAACUGAUCUCAAAUGCAUUGAUAUAUAUAAAUUAUGAAAUGGUUUGUGUGAGUGAUGAUUUUUUCUCAUUUUUCUCGCUUAGAGGGGCCUUUAAGAAACAUGAUCCCCGCAGCUACCGGGUUGAAAUGCAAGUGAUUGGAUGGGAAGGAGUGUUUACUGGCCUGUGAUGGGAAGGGUAGAAAAGGUUAAGUAAGGGAAGGGGUAUUGAACUGCAAGUGAUGGGAAGGGAAGGGGUGUUGCCAACCCUGUGAUGAGAAGGGUAGAAAAAGUUAGGUAAGGGAAGGGGAAUUGAAAUGCAAGUGAUGGGAAGGGAAAGGGUGUUGCCAAGCCUGUGAUGGGAAGGGUAGAAAAAGUAAAGUAGGGGAAGGGGUAUUGAAAUGCAAGUGAUGGGAAGGGAUGUCGACAGGCCUGUGAUGGGAAGGGGAGGGAAAGUUAGGUAAGAGAAGGAUGGCCUGCACUCCGACUGAAGUUAUGAGGCAAAGAUGCAUAAAAAAGAGCCAAAAGGGAGUUGCAUAAAAGGGAAAGAGUUUUGUUUGCUGUUGUCUAAAAUUCGAUAACAGAUUCACCAGUAAGAAAGGAAUUGAGGCAUAAGAAGAAAAGAGCUAAAAGGGAGUUAGGUAAAAAGGAAAGAGUUGUGUCAUUUGCUGUUGUCUGAAAUUCGAUAACAGAUUCACCAGUAAGAAAGAAAUUGAGGCAUAAGAAGAAAAGAGCUAAAAGGGAGUUACGGAAAAGGGAAAGAGUUGUGUCAUUUGCUGUUGUCUGAAAUUCGAUAACAGAUUCACCAGUAAGAAAGGAAUUGAGGCAUAAGAAGAAAAGAGCUAAAAGGGAGUUACGUAAAAAGGAAAGAGUUGUGUCAUUUGCUGUUGUCUUAAAAUUCAAUAACGGAUUCACUAGUAAAAAAGAAAUUAAGACAUAAGGAGAAAAGGGCUAAAAGGGAGUUAUAUAAAAGGGAAGGAGUUGUGUUGAUUGCUAUGGGAAUCUUAAAAAAAAACUAGUUAAAGGCUGUGGGAAUCAGGAAAUACACGAAUCACAGAAUUUGGGAGUUUUAAAAGGAUGAAAAAGACUGUCUGAUUACUGCCGCCUCAUAAAUCGAAACUAAAUAAAUGCGUUUCUUUGCCCCAUGACUCGGAAUCAAGCGCAGGCCAACCCUACGUGCAUGUGUGUGUGUGUGUGUGUGUGUGUGUGUGUGUGUGUGUAGGAGAGACAGAAGAUCGGUAGCGAGUCCAUAUUCUUAAAAGUAUCGGGCCCCCAUUACACCAGGUUUUCAUUGGGGGGGGGGAUUUUCCAGUUCAGGGUGCAGGGGUUGUGUAAAUCCAUCACUACCAUCACGAAACAGUUCAUGAAAAGCCCAGCAACUUCUACGAGAGGCUAGGCGGACUGAACUGAGGUGCCGAUAUGUUUAAGAAUGUGGUCUUUAGAGAGUCUGAGUGUGGAAUGGUAUGUGGGAGGAACAAGUGAGUCCUCAGGGUAAAGGUUUAUGAAGAAGCAGAUUGUAGAGCAUUUGUUUUCGUUUUCGAGUAAUAGCGAUAUGGCGUACCCUGUUUUUAUUUCUCCGAACGUGUAACUUUUCAUGAUCGUAUUGCUGAAAAAUUCUACUCCGUCGUAUUGUUUGUCGAGAAGCAGAUGAUAGUGUUUUUUUUUCCCAUCUUUGAGUAAUAGCAAUCUGGUAAAUCCUGUUUUUGUUUUUUUCCCAAGAUGUAAUUUUUCUUCACUGACCACUUUCAUUAUCGUAUCACCGAAAAAUUCUGCUUCAUCGUAUUGAUUGUUGAGAAGCGUGUGUUUGUUUUCGUCAAAUAAUAUCAACCUAGCGAAUAAUGUUUUUUUGUCAUUAGAUUUUUCCAAACGUGUAAAUUUUCCUUACCGAUCUUUUUCAGUAUCGUAUCAGUGAAAAUUUCCUGUUUGUUUUCGUCUUUCAGUACUAGCGAUCUUGCGUUACUUGUUUUAUUAUCAUUAUUAUAAUUUUUUGUUUCCAUACAUGUAACUUUUCCUCAUCGACUAUUUUCAUUCUCAUAUCAAUGAAAAUUUCUACUAUAUAAUAUAUCUUCAUUUGUUUUUCCGUGUAUAUCUCGCUCCGUAUUAUGUACUACUACUACAUACACCAUUUCCAGCCACUAGUCUGUCUGUCUGUCCAAAUGCAUCUCAGACUUUUUUUUUUUUUUUUUUUUUUUUUCUACAUGAUUCAUUUAUUUUUUGUCCACUUUUCCACACAAAUCAAUUAUUUUUUGGUCACUUUUCCACACGAUUCAAUUAUUUUUUGGUCACUUUUCCACACGAUUCAAUUAUUUUUUGGUCACUUUUCCACACGAUUCAGUUAUUUUUUGGUCACUUUUCCACACUAUUCAUUUAUUUUUUGGUCACUUUUCCACACGAUUCAGUUAUUUUUUGGUCACUUUCAUAUGGUUCAAUUCUUCUUUGGGUCACUUUUUCAUAUGAUUGGAUUCUUUUGUUAGUCACUUGUUAAUAUGAUUUGAUUCUUGUUUGGGUCACAUUUUCAUAUGAUUUGAUUCUAUUUUGGUCUCGUGAUUUUUUUAUUUAUUUAUUUAUUUAUUUUUUACGCCGUUUUGUUGUUGCUGUUACGUGAAUUUUCUCUCCUCAACCUUGUGUCAAAACGUUAUGCUGUAUAUAUUUUUCAGCCACUAGUCUGUCUGUCUGUCCGAACAUUUAUUUAUCUGUUUCAUACGUUUCAACCUUUUCGGUCAAUCGUUUUUUAUAUAUUUAUUUAUUUAUUUAUUAUUAUUUUUAUUUCAUCGCUGCUGUGUUACGGAAAUUCUCUCGAUCCUCAACUUGUGUCAAAGCGGUACGUGUAUAUUUCGAGUCUUUCUGUUUGUUCAUCGUUCAUCUGCGCUCUGAGUGGAUGACACAAACCUGAUUCUACCGUCACAGCGAUAGAUAUAAUCGGUCUAUCGCUCUUUUUUUUUUUACCCCCAAACAAACAAAGAUGGAAGGAAAUCAGGUAAUGUGCCAGUAGCGAGAAAAAGGAAUUAUCUACCUUUUUAAGAGAAUAAUAAAAUACUUUUCCGCAAAACCGUAAACAUUAAGCAUUUGACUGCCAUCUAAUAAUAAUAGUGUCGGUAUUUUUUUUUUCCUCUCUUUCAAAAGGAUAUCGAUAAAGUUAUUGUGAGAGCCGGGGCAGCGGAGGCAGAGUGGAGGCAACCAUGUGUGUGUGUGUGUGUGUGUGUGUAUGUGUCUGUAUCUCUGUGUGUGUGUGUGUGCGUUGGCUCCCCGCUGUAUUCGCUGGCCCGGCCCCUGCCCAGCGCGGGGUACAGAGAUAGUCUGGCUGAACGUCCCUCUGUAUCUUUAGUACUUUACCAAAUUAUGUAUCUGCAAGUAAAGGUAAAUAUAUA
This is a messenger RNA of Eriocheir sinensis (Chinese mitten crab), 18169 nucleotides long. RefSeq names its product protein abrupt-like. The coding region runs from base 154 to 1821 and encodes 555 amino acids. The transcript is spliced from 7 exons. Gene Ontology annotation, cellular component: nucleus. The record is from RefSeq and is a predicted model, not a curated record. Lineage: Eukaryota; Metazoa; Arthropoda; Malacostraca; Decapoda; Varunidae. Gene Ontology annotation, biological process: regulation of transcription by RNA polymerase II. Gene Ontology annotation, molecular function: protein binding.